This is a messenger RNA of Effrenium voratum, 323 nucleotides long. NCBI's taxonomy places the organism in Eukaryota, Dinophyceae, Suessiales, Symbiodiniaceae. The record is from the annotation of a GenBank genome assembly.
GCGACAAAGGCAUGGUGAGCCCGGUGAAGAACCAGGGGCACUGCGGCUCUUGCUGGGCAUUCGCUGCAACUUCCACGAUGGAGAGCCAUGCCGCCAUCGCGAGCAAGGUGAUGACGGAAUUGUCGAGCCAGCAGCUGGUGUCCUGUGUGGAAAACCCGCGGGCGUGCGGUGGUACGGGCGGCUGCGACGGCGCCACCGCGGAGCUGGCCUUCGAGUACCUCGUGGACCACCCCCAGACCUUCGAGGACGUGGUGUCCUACCAGAACUUCUUCGGCGGAAAGGCCUUCAAGCAGACCCAUCCAACGCAAGGCGAAAAGGAGUAG